CAUCGGGACUCCUUACACAUAUACACGAAGCCCAGCGUGGCGAGAACACAUUCCAGUUUCACGUAAAUCUGAAGUUUCUUAAAUUUUCCAGAAGGACAUACCAUUCAGUCGAUAUCACCGAAGCUAGGGAAUAAAAAAAAUAAAAACAAAACUAUGAGCAUCAGCCCUAACUUCCCAAACGCCGCCUCCCCCAUGCCCCCGGCGGCACCGCCGUCGCCCCCAGUGUCCUCGGCUUCGUCGCCCGCUGCGCCGUACAUCAAGCCCCAGCCGCGGCCGCCCAGAUCGCCCGCGCGCGCGGCGCAGAUCAGGGUACAGAACCGGCGGCGCGAGUACCUCGACCGGAAUCCGGGGUAUUUUAAUUCGCUGGAGCAUGAGCUCGCUGACCCUAUACUAUAUGACGCGCUCAUACGGCACUUCCAAUCGCCGGCUGAGCGCGAGAAAGAGGGGCGCGAGAAGGGGUAUUCGCGGGUAUUGGAAGUAGACCUUUUGCGCGGCGAGGCUAAGCUGGCGCAAAUUACUGCCUCAUCCAUAGCUUCUUCCUCCCAGGAAAGUAGUCUUCCCACGGAACCUUCAACAGCAGGGCGACCGUCUUGGCUCCCGAAACCGGCGGCGGAGGAUACCGAUCCGUUUAUUCGGGAGUAUGCUAACGGAGGUGACGGUCUCGGCGACGAUGGCAGUGGUGCUAGUGUUAGUGGCGACGGUGCUGAAACGAAGCUGAAGGGGUUACCCCGGCGGCCGGAGACUAAGGAGGAAGGGCGCGGGCGUUGGGAUGACUUUCUAAGGCGCCGGUUCGUGCUGGGACGAGAUGAGGAUUUUGACUAUAGCACUGUGGAUGAGAAUGAUGAGUUUGACGUGCUUGAGCGCCGUGAGCAGGAGGAGGCGUGGUUCGAUGAUGAGGAUCCUGAUUGGGCGAGUGAUUUGGUCGAGGAUCAGGGGGGUGGUGACGGGAAGUUAGGGGAGAAGAGGCUUGAGGGGGAGACUGGAAUUCAGGAUUUCUGAAUAGUGGCUGGUUCUCAUCGUACAGAUUACGGAUACGGCUGGGAUGAGAUGCGGCAUGCCACGACACCUGUUCUACGGGGUAAAAAAGAUAAUAAGGUAUAAGGGGUCUAAGCUAGCCGCUUUCACAGCUUUAUAGAAUUAUGGCACAUAUGGACGAGCUAGGUAUGGCAAACCUCCUUAUUCCCUAACAUGGGAUCAAUAGUCUAGAACCAUCGGGUUCGAGCUGUAUUAGUGGUACCGUGGAGGAAGCCGGCCUAUACCACCUCAAAUAACAUCGGUUAGGGAAUGAUGCGAGGGGUAAGGGUAUUAAUCUUCGUGUAAUUAUAGCUAGGGGCUAAACUGCCUUGACUAUCUGGUUCCAAGUCGAGCUUUAGCGUUUAGGCGGAGGGACAAAGCAAUAGGCCAAGAGUC
Messenger RNA from Daldinia loculata, 1410 nucleotides. Its product is annotated as coiled-coil domain-containing protein-domain-containing protein. The transcript is spliced from 2 exons. The record is from RefSeq and is a predicted model, not a curated record. Bases 154 to 999 code for a protein of 281 amino acids. NCBI's taxonomy places the organism in Eukaryota, Fungi, Ascomycota, Sordariomycetes, Xylariales, Hypoxylaceae.